AUGGAAGCCCUCGACAUCAAGCCAUAUGAUGUACUGCAAGCCCUCUGCAUCGAGCCAUGCCACUCGGAUGGCUCGGUCACCUCGGAAGAAUCUUCUACGCGAACUAGAAGUUAUUUGACCGAAGAAGAAGAAGAAGAAGAAGGCACAGGACACGAGGCUCUCAACACUCGUGUCUUUCUAGAUCUGAAACAUGAAGAGCCGGAAACCCCUACUUCAAAGGUAGAAUGCACAAGAUACGAGACUGCCACGUCUCGUGUCUUUCUAGAUCUGAAACAUGAAGAGCCGGAAACCCCUACUUCAGAGGUAGAAUGCACAAGAUACGAGACUGACACGUCUCAUGUCUCGCUAGAUCUCAAGCUAGCCAGUGAUCAGGGCGAGGCGAGAGAUCAAUCCAACGACCUAGAGCCGUUGGCUAAAAAAACUUUCCCCUGCAAAUUCUGCACGAGGGAGUUUUCGACCUCCCAGGCGCUGGGAGGCCACCAAAACGCGCACAAGGAAGAGAGGGCGAUGGUCAAGCAACGCCGCAAAAUGGUGGAUGCGGCCGUGGCGGGUCCCACGCGGCUACAAUAUGGCCACCCAUACUUACCCUACUUAGCAUACCCUAACUUCAAUAGGCCGAUUGGGGUUAGGGCACAAUCGAUCAUACGUAAACCCUACUCUCACUACCAUCAAGCGAUGGCGCGACGUCUCGCCCAGGAAAAGAUGUCUAGAGCUUACUUGGUAAGGCCCUCACCAUCAAUGAAGGUUGAUGGAUCUCUGAAUUUAAGAGGAAACCCUAAUCAACGGCUGAGAUCGAGGGAUGGUGGAUUUCUGAGUUUAGGGGGAAAGCCUAAUUCUGCCGCUAUUAAGGAUGUGGCAACUGAUAACGGCCAUCAAUGGCUUGGAUUGAGAGUUGGUGGUGGUGGCGAUCAACAUGAAGCUGCAGAAGAACUUGAUUUGGAGCUUAAGCUAUGA
This is a messenger RNA of Salvia hispanica, 954 nucleotides long. The record is from RefSeq and is a predicted model, not a curated record. Lineage: Eukaryota; Viridiplantae; Streptophyta; Magnoliopsida; Lamiales; Lamiaceae.